This is a messenger RNA of Pipra filicauda (Wire-tailed manakin), 1821 nucleotides long. It is a transcript of the gene SERPINE3, whose product is annotated as serpin family E member 3. The transcript has 8 exons. Lineage: Eukaryota; Metazoa; Chordata; Aves; Passeriformes; Pipridae. Gene Ontology annotation, biological process: negative regulation of endopeptidase activity. The record is from RefSeq and is a predicted model, not a curated record. Gene Ontology annotation, molecular function: serine-type endopeptidase inhibitor activity. The coding region runs from base 35 to 1237 and encodes 400 amino acids.
AUUACCUGGUGGAGAGUGUUCCCAGCUCGCCUUCAUGUUGCCCAUUUCCUUCUCUGCAUUUAUCCUCUCUGCUUGCUUCUUAACCAAAGGAAACUGCAUCUCCUAUGAUGAGCUGAAAGAGCUGAAAACUGAAUUUGCCAUCAAUCUCUACCGGCAUAUAUCUGAAGCAGAGAACAGAACCAAUCUGGUAGUCUCUCCAGCAAGUGUGGCUGUUUCUUUGGAGCUGCUGCAGUUUGGAGCGCAAGGAAAUACCUUUACAGAGCUGCAGGACGCCCUAGGAUACAACAUUCAUGAUCAAAGCGCGCAGGACUUCUUGCGCACCGUGUAUGAAGGAGUGACCGACUCGAGCCAAGGCACAGUGGUUCAGCUGGCAUGUUCCUUCUUUGUGGAUGCUGGCACGCAGCUCUCGCCUCACUUCACUGCACAUGCCGCACGCUGGGCGAACAGCAGCCUGCAGCAAACCAACUUUACUGACCCCAACAGAACCACGGCCCAAAUACAGGAAUGGAUCACCAGUAACCUUGCAGAUGGGGAUGUGCGUGGCAUGCUGUUGGAGACUGCUAGGUCGUCGCUCAGCCAGGUUGCCUUGGUGAGCACCAUGUAUUUCAGAAGCACGUGGCAAAAGAAGUUUUCCCUUAUGGACACUCAGAUGUUGCCUUUUACCACAUCAGAGGGCUCAACCCUGAAAGUGCCCACAAUGCAUCAUACAGCUGAAGUUAACUACGGCCAGUUCCAGACCGCGGCUCUGGAGGCGUUCAGUGUGGUCGAGUUACCCUUCCUGGGGGAGAAACACAGCAUGUUCCUAGUGCUUCCCAGCCAUAAAAGAACACCUUUGUCCCAGAUUGAGUCUCACCUCUCUGCCAAAGACAUAACCCUCUGGGCCAACAGCUUAAAGAGAACAAAGAUGGACAUUUUUCUACCUAGGUUCAGUAUUCAAAGCCUUUUUGACCUAAAGACAGUUUUUUCUGCCUUGGGAAUUAAAGACGCAUUUGAUCCCAUCACUGCUAAUUUUAAAGGCAUUUCAGAUCAAGAUAGUCUUUACAUUUCAGAAGCUAUUCACAAAGCAGAGAUUGAAAUAACAGAAGAUGGUACAAAGGCAUCAGGAGCUACAGCAAUGGUAUUACUAAAAAGAUCUCGAACACCUAUUUUCAAAGCAGACCGACCCUUCACAUUUUUUCUGAGACAAGCUAGUACAGGUUCAGUACUCUUUAUAGGAAGAGUUACAAAUCCUUCAUAAUAAGCACUAAACAAAUAAACUGUCUUCUGUUCCUCCUAUGGUGAGCUUUCCUCCAAAGAAAUUAAAGGCUACAUUAUAUGUAUUUAUUAAAACACUGCUUUAAGCAGUAACACUUUUGCAAGAAAAAGUGAGAGUAAGCCCUCCACUACUUUAUUACACUGUACAUACUGUUGGAAACUUAAAGCUGUCUAGGAAUCAUGAGCAUCACAACUACAGCAAAGACAGUAAGCAUAUAAACAUUUGAAAAAAAAUGAACAAAUUUUGCCCCCUAAAUAUUUAACAGUAUGGGCAAACAGCUGCUACUUAACUUCAUCAUGGCUAAAAGCUUGACUGUUGCUGAGUAUAUAGGUCAUCUGAAUGAAAGCAUCCUACAAGAAAGUUUUGUGAUGUUAUUUUUCAAGCACAAUUUCAUUUCCCUGUCCUGAAGUCAAAAGCUCAAGAAUAAAAUUGAAAUUUAGUCUGACCCCAGACAGAUAUAAUCCAGCUGAGAUAGUAAGGUAUCAAGCAAACAGCAUGAUGCUGUGAAAAGAAAAUAGUUGACAGACUUUCACAACUGGCACAGAAUCAUAGAAUCAUCAAGGCUG